Juglans regia (Persian walnut) is the source of this 928-nucleotide messenger RNA. RefSeq lists its product as uncharacterized. Lineage: Eukaryota; Viridiplantae; Streptophyta; Magnoliopsida; Fagales; Juglandaceae. The record is from RefSeq and is a predicted model, not a curated record. The coding region runs from base 138 to 386 and encodes 82 amino acids. The transcript has 4 exons.
UCAGCCAUUUGGAGUGGAACCCUAGCUUAGAUCUCCUCUAGAAGAAGACUAUAAUCAUCUAAGUUCCUAUUUUUUAUUCAUUUUCCCUAGAGAUUUUUGUUCUACAAACAAUAAAUAGCAACCAAGAGUCUUAUUAUAUGAAAUUUCUGCAAAGUUCCAGCCAAGAACCUUUUCCCUCCAUUUCUUUUAGCUCACAACUCUUAUCUUUUUGCUUUGAUGCUCUAGUUCACACCCUUGGGAAGAAGACUAAUCCAGUUGGGUGUAUAAAAAAGUGGAGGGAAGUUAGAAACAAGCAUAAAUCGUGCAACCUACAGCUUGAAGAGGAUUUAUUGAAGUGCAAGAGGAAACAAUGGUUGGGCUUGGAGUAUGGCACUACCGAACAAUAAUAAGCAACACAAAUGUCGGGGCCGACCCUCUAGCCAAAAUAUAGAGAACCAGCAGGAGACCCCAAGAGACAUGGAGGAACUCAUAAAUGCAAUUGCAAGCUUAAUAGAGCCAUUUACAAGUGGCCAAACUGAGGCACAGAGGCAAACUCAACAGCCAAAUGCCUUUGAUCAAUUCUGUAGACAGCAUCCUCAACUAUUUGAUGGUAAGGGGAAUGAAACAGAUGUUCACAACUGGAUUAAGCGACUAGAGAAUAUUUUCAGUGUAGUUCCAUGCACAGAACAUCAAAAGGUGAAAUUUACUUCUUACAACUUAUCAAACAUGGCAAAUGGAUGGUGGGAGUCCACUCAUGGACUUAUUCGGCAAGAGUUAGUUGAGGCAACUCCAAUUAUGUGGAAAAAAAUCAAAGAAGCCUUCAACGACUAGUUCUUUCCUCUGUCUAUUAGAGAAGCUAAGGCUUUAGAGUUUGCAUAUCUGAAGCAGGGGUCUAUGAUUGUAAGACAGUAUACCUAUAAAUUUAUAGAACUUUCGAGGUUUGCUUAGU